Messenger RNA from Callithrix jacchus (white-tufted-ear marmoset), 5565 nucleotides. RefSeq names its product gap junction protein alpha 3 (gene GJA3). Gene Ontology annotation, biological process: cell-cell signaling; visual perception. Gene Ontology annotation, cellular component: gap junction; connexin complex. NCBI's taxonomy places the organism in Eukaryota, Metazoa, Chordata, Mammalia, Primates, Cebidae. The record is from RefSeq and is a predicted model, not a curated record. Gene Ontology annotation, molecular function: gap junction channel activity.
GUGGGGGCACCUGGCGCUGCGCACACUGGGCCGGCGGGGAUGGCGGCUGGGGCGGGGAGGUCAGGCCGUGGCGCGGGGCGCACGCGUGAAGCGGCACCGCACGUGUGAAAGGAAUUCUUUUCCGAGCGGCCCGAGCCCUGCUCGGGAGGAACGCGCCCGGGUCGCCGCCGCAGCAGAGCGGGGUUAGGAAUCUGAAGCAAUGGGUGACUGGAGCUUUCUGGGAAGACUCUUGGAAAAUGCACAGGAGCACUCCACGGUCAUUGGCAAGGUCUGGCUGACGGUGCUGUUCAUCUUCCGUAUCCUCGUGCUGGGGGCCGCGGCGGAGGACGUGUGGGGUGAUGAGCAGGCAGACUUCACCUGCAACACCCAGCAACCAGGCUGCGAGAACGUCUGCUAUGACAGGGCCUUCCCCAUCUCACACAUCCGCUUCUGGGCGCUGCAGAUCAUCUUCGUGUCCACGCCCACCCUCAUCUACCUGGGCCACGUGCUGCACAUCGUGCGCAUGGAGGAGAAGAAGAAAGAGAGGGAGGAGGAGGAGCAGCUGAAGAGGGACAGCCCCAGCCCCAAGGAGCCAGCGCAGGACAAGCCCCGGUCGCGGGAUGACCACGGCAGGGUACGCAUGUCCGGGGCGCUGCUGCGGACCUACGUGUUCAACAUCAUCUUCAAGACGCUGUUCGAGGUGGGCUUCAUCGCCGGCCAGUACUUUCUGUAUGGCUUCGAGCUGAAGCCGCUCUACCGCUGUGACCGCUGGCCCUGCCCCAACACGGUGGAUUGCUUCAUCUCCAGGCCCACGGAGAAGACCAUCUUCAUCAUCUUCAUGCUGGCGGUGGCCUGCGCGUCCCUGCUGCUCAACAUGCUGGAGAUCUACCACCUGGGCUGGAAGAAGCUCAAGCAGGGUGUGACCAGCCGCCUGGGCCCAGACACCUCCGAGACCCAGCUGGGGACGGCCGAUCCCCCGCCCCUGCCCCCCAGCUCCCGGCCGUCCACCGUAGCCAUCGGGUUCCCACCCUACUAUGGGCACACCGCUGCGCCCCUGGGACAGGCCCGCGCCGUGGGCUACCCCGGGGCCCCACCACCAGCCGUGGACUUCAAAAUGCUAGCCUUGACCGAGGCACGGGGGAAGGGCCAGUCCGCCAAGCUCUACAACGGCCACCACCACCUGCUGAUGACUCAGCAGAACUGGGCCAACCAGGCGGCCGAGCAGCAGCCCCCGGCGCUCAAGGCCUCCCCGGCGGCGGCGUCCACGCCCGCGGCACCCAGCCCCACCAGCAGCAGCUCCCAGCAGCUCGGGCACGAGGCCGAGGCAGGCGCUGCGCCCCUGCUGCUGGACGGGAGCGGCAGCAGUCUAGAGGGGAGCGCCCUGGCAGGGACUCCGGAGGAGGAGGAGGAGCAGGCUGUGACCACCGCGGCCCAGAUGCACCAGCCGCCGUUGCUUCUUGGAGACCCGGGUAGGGCCAGCAAGGCCAGCAGUGGGCGGGCCAGGCCAGAGGACUUGGCCAUCUAGUGCCCAGGUGUCUCCAGACAGCUGGGUAGUGAUCUUUUCCUAGAAACCAAAACCAAAGUGCAGUUCCCACCAGCAGAUAGAGCCUGAAAGUGAGCGGCCAGAGUCCCGGGAGGUGGACGAUGGAGGAGAUCAGGUUUCCGUGUUCACUGCUUGCUUUUCUUAGCACUGUGAGUUAUGGUGGGGAUGACGCCCACUUUCUGAGUUUGGGGGUUUGGGAGGACAAGUGUUGUGGGCCUUUAAGAUCUUCACAGCAGCACAGAAGCCCAAUCUCGAGGACUGUCUCUGGGGUAACUGUUCUUUUGUGUGGUAAAGCAACAGGUAUCCUUCAGUCCCUUCAGCUCCGGGGCAUUUGGGUUUUCUAAUCCUGUGCCCUCUAGAGCCUCUGGGCAGCCCAGAGAGUGAUGGAGGCACUUAGCUCUAUCUCUGUUUGAUACUUUUAACUUAGAGUUGAAUUUCAUUUGGGAUAUUUGCCAAACUGUACUAAAAAAAGAUUUAAAGCAAGUCUAUGUAGUGUCAUUUGAGUUUCCGAAAUUGUAUGUGAAGCCCAGGAUAUCAAGCUGCAGGCUUCAUGACAAGUGACAAAGAGCAGUUACCUCCAGAGGCAGGCUCAGUGGGCAAGGGCUGCAGAGGUUGCUGGCAGAAGGCAGGUGGAGACACAGCCACACCUGGGGCCAUUUUUAAACAGCUGAGGAAAUUGACAUAAAAGUGUGUGUCAGGUAUGCCUUAGGUAUUUAUUUUUUAAAUGAUAUUUUGUGCUUUGAUCUGAAUGGUACAGAUAUGCCUAUUUUCUCCCACUUUUCUUUCAGGAAAAAUGAAAGAAACAGUGUUUUUCUUUCUUUACAUACUGUUAAAAUGAUUACUGACCAAGACAGUGCUAAUUUGUCCUAAUGCAUACUGGUAAAGAUUUUGAACUUUCUUUUAAAAGAAAUUCUUCUACUUCAUGAGUCACCUAAUUGUAUUAAGAAUGUACUGUAUAAAACAAAAGCAGGGGAAAUUUUUAAGUGCAUUCAAAUACUUGAAGUUCUAAAGAUUUUGAAUGGGAAGUGAAAAGUGAACUACUGUUCGCAGGAAAAUUAUUUAUACAGAUGAAUCUAUGACAAUCUACGCUUUAAGGUACAGAAUAAAAUACUUCAAGUUUCCUAAUCGUUCUUUGUGGGCAGCCUGUUUGCUUUCUACGGUGUAAAUAAUAUGAGUGUCUGAGGAUCCCUGCCUUGGGGGAGGACAUGUGCUCAUGCAGGGCAUGUGCCCCAUUCUCCCUCCACACCAGAGCUGUCCUGACAGGGAAAGCUAUUUAUGUGUGUGGGCAUGGCUGGAAGAUGGCAUAAUUUUCUGUCCUGCAAACACAGCUGCAGUAUCUUGGUCACCAUUUGUUUAUAAAAUGAAUGACGGUCAUGUUGAGCCUGUUUCUACUCAAACUUUUCAACUUCAACUUCUGAGUAUCAUUAACCCUUAUUCAGCAAGACCCUAUGCUUUCCAAUUUAAUACAUUUGUAUAAAUUAACUUCUUGAUGGUGCAUUUGGGACUGCACUCCAAGCAUACUUUCUGUUUUAUAUCAUAAAGGGUGCUCCACUAUCAAUCUGAUGACAGGAAUGUGAUUUCCAAGUCUCAGAUUGCUGACUGCAGCUAGUUUUUCAUGUCAGUCAAACACAAGUAGUUCGUUAGUGCAUUCUGCUUGCUGUAGGACUCACUGGACGGGCCCCUAGGCUUGAAAAAUACUAACUUUUCCAUACGUAUCCUUGAAGACUUUAUCAACCAGAUUGAGAAAGAGAAAGAAGGAAGAAGGAAGAAAAGAAAGAAAGGAGGAAGGAAGGAAGGACAGAAGGAAAAAAAAGAAAGAGAAAGAAAGAAAGGAAGAAAAAGAAGCCCUUUGUAAAACUGUGAAUGACGCUCACUUCUCUCGAGGCUGGUGCAUAACUAGAGCCAUUCUAGACACAUAAUUUCUCUCCGAAGUUAACUCAUUACAAGCAGUGUAUGCCAUAGGCUUAGGGCAGCAGGACUUAGUUCUUGUGAGUCAUAAAGGCUGCUAGAAGAGCCUAGUGUGAGAAGCAUUCUGAUAAAAAGCUUUGGCUAUUUUAGAAAAUGGAAUAGUGAUCAUCCAAGAGCAGAAGUACAGCUCACAGAGUGGAUGUAAAUACUUAGUUGUUUUUUUUUUGAGAUGGAAUUUCACUCUUGUUGUCCAGGCUGGAAUGCAAUGGCACAAUCUCAGCUCACUGCAGCCUCCGCCUCCCGGUUCAAGCAAUUCUCCUGCCUCAGCCCCCCGAGUAGCUGGGAUUACAGGCAGGCUCCACCACACCCAGCUAAUUUUGUAUUUUUAGUAGAGAUGGGUUUUUUCCAUAUUGCUCAGUCUGGUUCCGAACUCUUGACCUCAGGUGAUCUGCCUGCCUCAGCCUCCCAAAGUGCUGGGCUCACAAAGGUGAGGUGAGCCACCGCACCCAGCCGAUGACUUGAUUCUUUAAGUUCUACCAUAAUAAAUGUUCAUAGCAGUAACAAGCUUCUUGUUUACCCACAAUUUGAUUUCGAGUGGGGUUGGAGAUGAGCAUGAGAACUCAAAUUGUGUUUUUACAUUUUAAAAUUGAAUUUAGUCACAUGUUUAUAGAAAUGCCAGUACAAUUGACAUAGUCUAAUGGGUCUAUUUAGAGUGGAUAGGACUGUAGAAUUUGAUUCAUCUACUUGAGAAUCACUCAUCUAUGAAGAAGUGAUCACGGUUUUGCAAUAGAACAGUGCCUGUGCUGUUUUUUUCAGGUUAGCAUACUGAUUUCAGCUCACCUAAGUGAUAAAAGCAUGUCCUGCAUCCUUUGAGGUAUCCGUGAUUCUAAAGGCUGGGUCCAUCUCUCUCAGGCAGUGUGGAAUUGUUCUCUACUUAACUAGUCUUUUAAGACAUUGAAACAUGCAAUAAAAAUAGAAAUUGCCUCUCUCUGUGGGCAAGAUUCCAGACCUUUUUUUUUUCUAGCCUGGAAAUUUCACUGAAACUAUUUUACUCUUGAUUUAAUAGAAAAAUUUAAAAAAUCUCUAAGCCUAUUUUAAAACUGAAAUGCUAUACCUAUUACAUUUACAUACAUGGUUUUUAAGCCACUGUAUAUAAUGGCUUCUUAUAUCCUUGUUUUUAUGAAAUAUUAAACAUCACUAUAUAAUACCAAAAUUCAAUAAAAUUCUAAAACCAUUUCUUAUAUUAUCACUCAUUUCUCCUUUUUAAACUUUGUUUUACUGAUUUAUUCUUGUAUUUUUAAAUAAAAUUUACACCAAGAAAUCCUUAAAUUUACAAAAGAAAAAUAGUAGGCCAGCAUAUCUCUGGCCUACUAUUUAUCCUGGAUUUCUUUGAUCUGGACAAGUAAGUUGAUAUAUCAUAGAAUUCCUACACAAGAAUACCUAGAAUAAUAACUAUGAAUAUAAUUUAAACAUUCACUUUAUAAAAAACCCCAAUAGGGUUUAGGUCUCCUUGCAAUUUAGGCUUUUUAAAAAGUAGUAUUAACACUUUCUUUAAUUAUUUUGUAUUAAAGAAUAAAGUCCUUUUUCUUAAUUUUUUGAACUUCUGAUAUUUGUAACACCAAUUCAUGAAUCUCCACCAAAGUAAAUACUUAGAGUAUUGCAUGAUUUAAGAGAGUAAAUGUAUUUUCUAAAGAUGAAUAAUAGAGUGCUGCCACCUUUACCACCCACCGCCCCCACAAGUUGAGGCUAUCCUAAAUAACCUUUAAUAUAACAUGUGGACAUUGUACAUUUAAGGUCAGGGAAGGCAUUUUUCUUCCUAAUUUUAUAUUACAGUGCAAAUCUUGGGUUGACUCACUCUAAGGUUUCUGAGUACCCAAAAGAUUUUUUCCCCUGUACAUUACAGAACAUCAUAACAAGGCAAACAAGUUAGGGACUUAAGAACACUCAAAGCAGCGAACUGUUUCCAGAAAGUGCUAUAUUUAAAGCUGUUUGGUGUGUAAAUGUUCAUUUAGCUCAUAUAUUUACAAAACUCUUACUAAAACUUAAUUUUUGUGCCAUAACAGUGUCUUCCCUGGAUUACAUUGUAACUGGAAAUAAGCAUUUUCUAAAAUAAUAAAAGCGGCCUUAAAUUUAAA